Penaeus vannamei (Pacific white shrimp) is the source of this 875-nucleotide messenger RNA. NCBI's taxonomy places the organism in Eukaryota, Metazoa, Arthropoda, Malacostraca, Decapoda, Penaeidae. The record is from RefSeq and is a predicted model, not a curated record.
UUGCCUCGCUGGCGUCGCCCGGGCUCGCGUCUUUCCGGGAAGUCUUCUUCGCUUCAGAGAGCGCACCAAAUAUGGAGGUUCACGCCCUCCUCUUCUUUUUAUCCGUCUGGAGCCACGGCGCCUCCGGAAGGCCUUCCGAAGGAGUGAUGGCUCAGGAGACUACUUGGCAAGAGGCGAACGAGGCUAGGACGCCAUCUUCCAAGGUCGGGAAUGGUGUUUUGACCCCGUGGGAGCCAAGGUCAUGGUCGCCGGAGCGGACGAAGAGGUCGCUCGGAGCACAAGGACACGAGCAGUCUGGUCGAGUCUCAGUUGCCGCCGGGUCGCGCGAGGAGGGCGCCGGCGUGUACGCGCCUCCUCCAGGGGCGUCGCCCUUGCCCAGACCCUUCGUCACCCGGCUUGUGCCUACGCUUACGCCGUCGGAGUCCGAACGUGCCCUGGGCGGCCUCAGCGGCCUGUAUUUGCCCCCGACCACGGAGCCGCCCACAGAAGCAUCCACACCGACACCUAUAGUACUCCAAGGCAUCAUACAAUUGCCGUGUCCCAAUAAGUGCGAAUUUCGAAAUAGUAAUGGAGGCUGCGAUGUCGAUGCCACGUGUCUUUUCACGUGAACAGAAAAAUCCAACGAAUGACAGCACGCAGAGCCAGAGGAAGAGAAUCACUGAGAUUUGUUUAUGCUUGGUAAACAUUUUCACUGAAUCAGGAACCCCCGUGUUGGUUGCUUGUGUUCAGGCAUUCUCUCCUCUCUGCAGCGCGAAAGACUAUGCAUAUUUUCGUACAUUCAUGUAUAUAUAUGUAUAAUUAAAUAUAAUAUAUAUCUGCAAACACACACACGUGUGUGUUUUCAGAUAUAUAUGUAUGUAUGUGUGUGUGUGUGU